AUGUUACUAGUAACUGUACUGUUCUUAUAUGGAAGUGCGCUAGUAGUGGCCAAGUUGCCAAGAAAAGUAUUCUACGAUAUAGACCAAGCAGAAAUAUUAUUCGAGCAAUUCAUACAGACACAUGACAAGCAGUACGCAGAUGAUACAGAGAAGGCAAUGAGACUUGCCACGUUCAAGCAGAAUCUGCAUGUUGCUAACAAGAAGAACGUAAUUCAGCAGCAUGCAACUUUUGGUAUCACACAAUUUAUGGAUUUGACUUUAGAAGAAUUCCAACAAAAAUUGACCUGCUUCAACAAUUUAACAGUUGGUAAUGAUUGUACUAAAGCUUCGUAUAAAAAAACCUCUACUGCGCCUGAUUCGUUUGAUUGGAGAGACAAAAAUGGUGUGACAAGAGUCAAGGUCCAAGGCGCAUGCGGAUCAUGCUGGGCGUUCAGUACAAUUGGUAACGUUGAAAGUGUGUACGCCAUCAAACAUGAACAGCAGAUAGAGUUGUCUGAACAGCAGCUGGUCGAUUGUAACACAGAGAAUCAGGGAUGUAAUGGAGGGUUUAUGUCGGUGGCUUUGAGGUACCUAAGUACUAAAGGAGCCAUGUCAGAACAGGACUAUCCAUAUUCAGCUCAGACUGGUAACUGCAAAUAUGAUGAGAAGCAAGUUAAAGUGAAGGUAUCAGACUGCAAGGAUUAUUCUGAUACCACUGAGGACAAAUUGAAGGAUGUAUUAGUAAAUAUUGCACCACUGUCCAUGGCGUUAGACGGGUCGGAUCUCCAGGCCUAUACCGGUGGAAUCCUGACAUGUAACAGCAACACUAUCAACCAUGGGGUCCUCUUAGUUGGUUACGGCACAGAUAAUGACCAACCGUUUUGGACGUUUAAGAAUUCCUGGGGCGAGUCCUUCGGAGAGAAGGGAUAUUUCAGGAUACAACGAGGUGUAAAUGCGUGUGGUAUUCUCAAUGAUCAAAUUGUCUCUGCUGUGGUAGAAUAA
Messenger RNA from Achroia grisella, 981 nucleotides. RefSeq lists its product as uncharacterized. NCBI's taxonomy places the organism in Eukaryota, Metazoa, Arthropoda, Insecta, Lepidoptera, Pyralidae. Gene Ontology annotation, cellular component: lysosome. The transcript is spliced from 6 exons. The coding region runs from base 1 to 981 and encodes 326 amino acids. The record is from RefSeq and is a predicted model, not a curated record. Gene Ontology annotation, molecular function: cysteine-type endopeptidase activity.